CUACGCCGUUUUCAUAGCAUUCCAAUUUUGCUCGCAAAGUCUGUCCGUUCGUAAAAAACGUAUUCGAAAGCAGCUUAACAGGGAUGUCAAACAAGACCAUAAACGAAAGUGGUUUGGUUCUCGCUACCAUACGGAGCCAAAUAUCGCGAAGGAACGCGGACCGGCAGCGGAUCAAAGAUCGAAAGAAAGAAAAAAAAAAAAGAAAAGAAAACAGAUGAAUUAAAUUGCGCAGGUAGAGAGUCUGUGGUAUGCGAGAAAAACGAGCAUUUUGACCGAGGAAACGAAGGCCAAGUAUAAUUCGAUGCAAAUGCACCAGGGAGGCAUCGACAGGACGGUACCAACCUCGAAAACAUAGUGAAUUGGACACGCACGAAAAUGUCCUACAACUCGAACACACGGGUGAAAAGGACGACGUUUCGACGAACGAUGACGAUGUUGAGCAUCGCCGAGGCUACGUCGAACAAACGUAAUGGCACGAGCAUAGACGAGGACGUGGCAAUUUUACCAGGAUUCAAUGUCACCACGACAGCGAGCGGCGCUAGCAAGACGAGUCACUUCGAGACAGACUUGCAUGGGAAUGUUAACAUUCUUCUCGGCGGGGCGAUGCUCAGCGGCGUGAUUAUGGUCGUCCUACUGAUGUGCUACUGCUGUCACAAGAGCAUCCGGAAGAACCGACCGCAAGAGUACCCGCAAUACUGGAGGACCGAACCAGACGUGCACAGCCUCGAGGUCUUCACCACGGAAGCACACGCUGCUUGCUGCGAGAGACAAUCGGCCAGCGAAGGGAACCAAGACGAGAGCACGUACGGCGCGCUUUCGUGCCCGGUGACACCGAACUCCGGUCCUGGACCACCUCCAACCUACGACAGCCUGAUCUUCGACUCGAGGAGUUUGCCCAGUUCCAUCGACAAGAAGCCCGAGGGCGUGGAAACGCCAGGGACCAUAAUUCCUUCCAUGGUGUCCACGUUGCUCGGCCUGAGCGCCGCGGUGAGACGGACGGAACGCAACGAGGUCGCGGAACAAGAAAUCUCCGACGAAGGAUUGCCUUCCUACGAGGCCGCUUUGAAGCUGGACGCGAACGGCUACGUCUAAAACGAACCGACUGUUGGAUUCCGCGGAAAAGGAACGACACUUGUAAUUUUAAGAAGAUUUCAGUCGCAACGACUUGGUCAGGGAUGACGUUACAACGUCUCAAGUUUGCUUGAAAGAAAAAGAGUGUUCUUCUCCUCUCAGCACAUAUCUUUCUAUUCUUAUUUGUGGCGAAUUAAAAUCUCCCUAGGGGAGAACAGAACCAACUACUGGAAUUUGCUCUAUGAACGAGUGUUCGUUGGUCACUCUCGAGGAGAACUUGUUACUGACUCAGUGUUGGUACUGUUGGCUUAAUAUUGUCAGGCUUGGUCGGUCAUCCAACCGAGCGGCACGGCUUCGAUCUCGAAGAAUUUUACCGGAUAUGCAAGUUUCGACGAGAAAGUUAACUCUCCGAGUGAGAGAGGACAGAGUGAUUAGACACGGUGACUUGCAGCAGAACAGUUUGGGAAUGAUUAGAACACUGUAGGUCUCUGCGCUUCUCUGAUUUCGAGGGGAAGCUCGCUUGAUUCUUAUUCCGGGAUGUUUCGAAAAAGACUUUCGAAGAAUUUAAUUAAAUCGAGAGUAAAGAGACUGGGAGGCAAUCGGAACGAAGCAAGUUGGAUCCAUUGGUUUCUCGAAUUCUGUCUAGCUGCCUUUGGCAAAAGGCCUACAAUCUUUUGUCGUAGUGUUGGAAAGAAGCUUUCUCGAUGGAUGAAACAGUAACUCGGCGUCGAUCAUGUGCAAGUUAAAAUUUGCAAACAGACAACGAACGAAUCGUCCUUGUUUUCAAUUUUGAAAAGAAACUCGUACACGAGAAGUCGAAUUUAUCGACCAUCUCUAUAGAUGAGAAGAAUCAGGAACAGAGCAAUCUAGAAGAGAGAAUAAUCUAGAUUUUUCUUUUAGAAAGAUCCCCGACAUUUGCUUUCGAUCUUGGUAGAAGCUCGUUUGAAUUUAUCGACCAUCUCUAUAGAUGAGAAGAAUCAGGAACAGAGCAAUCUAGAAGGGAGAAUAAUCUAGAUUUUUCUUUUAGAAAGAUCCCCGACAUUUGCUUUCGACCUUGGUAGAAGCUCGUUUGAAGAAUGAGAGUGUAACUCGAGAAGCAUCGCAUGAUGAGAGAGAAUUCUUAUUCUGGAACUGUAUGUACAUACGUGUUGAAAAGGUGAGAAAUUAACGAGGAGCCAGGAUCGAGGAGUUCCGACAUAUCUGUUUGCAAGGAAGACAGUCGUUCUUUCUUUCGAUUUUUAAAGAACGAAUUUGUGAACGAUGUGAGAAACUGUGACGGCGAGAGAAUAUCGAAUGAAGAAAGCAUUUAAUAUAGCAUGUCUUUUGAUUGAAUUUCUGGAAAAUGUGAAAUUAACGAAAAGCGUGAAGAUUGAAUGAGUCGAGGUCAGUACAAACGUGCGUUCAAACUUAUUAAAAGAGGGAAACAGUUAAUAUGGAGGAAGAACAGUUAGUAUCGAAGCAAACAAGAGAAGCAUGCGUAGAUGUUUGAUCUACUGAUUGGAUUUAUGGAGAAGGAGAAAAACCUCUAGGGCUGAGUGAUACGAAAUUUUCUGAAAGGAAGAUCGCAUCUUUUGUUAUUUAAAAAGAAGCUUACUUCGAAGAAGAUAGAUAGGAAGGUUGGACCACGUUGAACUUCUGGUCGAACUUCUGUAAAACUUCUGGUCGAACUUUUACGAAAAAAACGAAAAGUAAGGAGAGAGUUUGAGCAAGAGUGUUUGAAAUUGUUUGAAAGAAGUACAAGAGGAAGAAUGACUAAAAGAAGUGCACGAGUUAUUCGAUUGUUAAAACUGAAACUGCAAGAUUCAAUCUGUGAAUUAUCACGGCUAGAAAAAGGUUGAUUAGGCUUCGUCGAAUCGAACAUUGAGUCUUGGGGAUUCAGAAAUGUCAAACAUGUUUCAGAGAAUAUAUCCGUAAUAUCUAAUAUCAUUUAAUAUUAUAUAGAAAUUCGAAUUUUCACAGAUUUUUCAUGUAACGUGUGAACCUGCCUGAAUCUAAUAAAUACGAAAAGAAAAAACAAGGUAUAAUGCAUAAGUAAUUGCAAAAUUA
Frieseomelitta varia is the source of this 3117-nucleotide messenger RNA. RefSeq lists its product as uncharacterized. The coding region runs from base 376 to 1092 and encodes 238 amino acids. Lineage: Eukaryota; Metazoa; Arthropoda; Insecta; Hymenoptera; Apidae. The record is from RefSeq and is a predicted model, not a curated record. The transcript has 4 exons.